Molecule: messenger RNA, 1095 nt
Organism: Didymodactylos carnosus
Lineage: Eukaryota; Metazoa; Rotifera; Eurotatoria; Philodinida; Philodinidae
Source: the annotation of a GenBank genome assembly
AUGUUUUCUGCUGAUCUUAUAGACGAGAAUGUUUGGUUAGGCAACAUUGAUGCCUCGGAAAAUAAACUGGCACUUGAUGCACUUUCAAUCACUCACAUUCUGACCGUACUUGAUUAUGAGCCAUCUUUUGGUCCAGAUAAGAAACGAAUUAUAAAAUAUGUUAAAGCGGAUGAUAUGGAACAAUUUGAUUUAUUAUCCGAAUUUGAUUCAUGCUAUGAAUUUAUUGAUAAUGCUGUUAAAAACAAUUUCAAGGUUUUAAUUCAUUGUCAUGCAGGAAUGUCGAGAAGUGCAACUAUCGCAGCAAUGUAUCUUAUGAAGAAAUACAAUCUAACUCAUCACGAAGCAAUUCGCAGAUUAAGUGAAAGACGUCGUUGUGUGUCACCGAAUGAUGGUUUUUUAUCCCAACUACAAUUAUUUUAUCACAUGAAUUAUAGACUAGAUAAAACACAUUCGCUGUAUAGAGAAUUUCAAUUAGAACGUUUGAGAAUGGACUAUAUUGAUUAUGAUCCAACGGUACAAGCUGAAGAGAAACAAACUACAUUAAAAAAAUUUCGUGACUAUUUUCCGAUUAAUAAAGAAAAACAAUCGUUGACAGAAGUUGAAUAUAAAUGUAAAAAAUGUCGUACGAUCUUGUUCACUGACAAAGAUUUGGUUUAUCAUCGACCGGGUAGUGGAAAAUUUGACUGGUUCACAAAAAUGUCUUCCUAUAAACAAAAACAAAAUGAAUUAGAUGCAGCAAAAACGGAUACAAACGUUUGUCAACAAGAAUUAUUUACAUCUUAUCUUGAUUGGUUACUUGAUGUAUUUAGUGCAAAUGAUGGCGACAUUGAAUGUUUAAAAUGUAAAACAAAAGUUGGACGUUAUUCUCUCGUUGGAGAAAAAUGCACAUGUGCUAAAUGGGUUUCACCAGCAUUCCAUUUUCAUCGUGGAAAAAUUGAUCAGCAUCAAGCGAGAAAUAAUGAUUUAGAAAAAUUAUUAUUACAACGCACUCCACAACAAAAUCAUACUAUAACUGUAGUCGAAAAGCCGUUAGAAGUUGACAUUAUACAAAGAACAGAGGUGAAUGAAGAUAUUAAUACAAAUAGUGCUAUUUAA